GCAACCGCGAAUAAUGGACUCGCGUAACGGCAACGCCGCGGCGGCGGCUCCGCUGCCCCAGUACCCGCACCCCCUCCUGGCGCUCCCCGACCUCGACCGCCCGCCGGCGGUCCUGGAGAUGUGGGAGCUGGAGGCGGUCGCUGCCGCGCUCCCGGCCAAGAAGCGCCGCCUCCGGGAGACCUUCGACCGCCUCGCGGCCUGCGCCCCCGCGCCGCUCCCCUUCCGCUGGGAGGACCUCGACUCGUACAUCUCAUCGCUCCAGUACCCCGUGACACUCCGACGCCGCCAGCUCCGGGAACUCGACGAGUCCCGGCCCGCCCCGGCCCUUGCGCCUGCUCCGGCCGCAGUGCCCGCCGCGCCGUCCGCCACCGGCGAUGGCGUCCGCCAGGUGGCACAGCCCGUCCAUGCCCCUGUCCCGAUCCCACCCGCCGUCUCCGAGCCGGCCGCUACCGGCGGCGCCGCCCGCAAGCUUCGGGCCCUCGACGAGCCCGAACCCGCCAAUGGCGCCCCUGACCCGGCUCCCGCUCAGCCCGCCGUCCCCGCGCCGGCCGCUACCGCCCUGGACGCCGAAAAGGGCAAGAAGCGGAAGACGUCCAGCCACGAGGCGGACGCGACUCACGCGGAGAUCCGUGUGCAGGAGGACGCAGCGGCGGCGUCUCCGCUGGAAGAGAUGAAUUGCAACGGCAAGAAGUCAAGGCCGGUUCCUCCAGACCCUGACGACAGCAUUGGCCUCGCGGUGGAGCCGAACGCGACAGCGCAGGUGGAUCCCGUCAGUAAGAUCGCCGUCGUUUCGCAGGAGCUCCCUGGACCUGCCGCGGCGCGCCAUGCCUCGAACGCCGCGAACAGGGCUGGGCGGCUCCCGCUGCAACGAAUGAGUCGUCGGCCCCGCCCCAUCCCAGCCUCCGCCGCAGCGUCCGCAGCGCCCGUCACCGGCAGCCAGGAGGUGGAGGCAGCCAACCAGAAGAAGGACGACUUGGUGGUCGUCGAGAACGCCUCGCACGAUGGCGGCGAGGCCAACGCGAGCCCGUGCCGUCCUGGCGGCGAUGGCUUCCCAAUCACUGCCAUCAAAGCGCAGGUGGGUGCGGAUCCCAUCAGCCAGAUCACCGGCGUUCGACACGAGCCCCCCGUCUUGGACGCGGCUAGCCCUCCGAUGGUUGUCGCUAGCUUUCCGCUGGCCAAGGUGCCGAAGCAGGAGCAGCAGGCCGUCGAGGAGGAGGUGGCCGACUUGGAGAUGGAGACAGUGGAACCCGAGGAGAUGCAGGCGCUCAACGACGACGCGCCAGUGGCAGACGAGAAGGCGUCUCCGUUGCAGGUCGUCAAGCCUCAGGAAGCCGACGAGGUGAGUCCGCGUCCUCUAGCCGCCUGUAGCGAUCUAUGA
This is a messenger RNA of Panicum virgatum (switchgrass), 1378 nucleotides long. RefSeq names its product translation initiation factor IF-2-like. Lineage: Eukaryota; Viridiplantae; Streptophyta; Magnoliopsida; Poales; Poaceae. The record is from RefSeq and is a predicted model, not a curated record. The transcript has a single exon. The coding region runs from base 14 to 1378 and encodes 454 amino acids.